UAUGUAAAGCAGGUAUGCUCUCCUUUUCGCAUCUUCUUGUCCACUUGAUUCUCUCUCUCUCACUCUCUGAUUGAAGCUUUGGAAUAGGGAGAGAGAACGAUGGCCGAGCAGAAGGCUAUGGCGGAUCCUAACUUGAACGUCGUCCCACCCGGGAAGUCACCAGUCGAAGAUGUCGAGGCUCCGAAGAAACGCCCGCCCCGGAACAAGUACGCCUUCGCCUGCGCAAUCCUCGCUUCCAUGACUUCCAUCUUACUGGGAUACGACAUUGGUGUGAUGAGUGGUGCGGCUAUAUACAUCAAGAAAGAACUCCACCUCAACGAUGUGGAGGUCGAAGUCCUCGUCGGUAUCAUCAACCUCUACUCCCUCCUCGGCUCGGCCGUCGCCGGCAGGACCUCCGACUGGGUGGGCCGCCGCUACACCAUGGUCAUCGCCGGCGCCAUCUUCUUCGUCGGCGCCAUCCUCAUGGGUUUUGCCACUAGUUAUGCUUUCCUCAUGUUUGGACGCUUCGUUGCCGGUAUUGGCGUCGGGUACGCCCUCAUGAUCGCUCCUGUCUACACCGCUGAAGUCUCGCCGGCAUCAGCUCGCGGCUUCCUUACCUCGUUCCCGGAGGUGUUCAUCAACUCGGGGGUGUUGCUCGGUUACGUCUCCAAUUACGCUUUCUCCAAGCUCCCCACCAACCUUGGAUGGCGGUUCAUGCUUGGCAUCGGGGUCAUACCCUCCGUCCUCCUCGCCCUCGGCGUCCUCGCCAUGCCCGAGUCCCCCCGCUGGCUUGUCAUGCAGGGCCGACUUGGAGACGCCAAGCGCGUCCUUCAGCGCACCUCCGACUCCUCCGAGGAGGCCGACCUCCGCCUCGCCGAGAUCAAGGCCGCUGCCGGCAUCCCAGACACCUGCAACGACGACGUCGUCAUCGUCACCCGUCAGAAAAGCCACGGCGAGGGAGUGUGGCGGGAGCUCCUUCUCCACCCGACCCCUGCUGUCCGCCACGUGCUGAUUGCCGCGGUCGGGAUCCACUUCUUCCAACAGGCCUCGGGGAUUGACGCAGUCGUCCUCUACAGCCCGCACAUAUUCGAUAAGGCCGGCGUGAAGUCAUCGGACCACAAGCUGCUCGCGACGAUCGCCGUCGGGUUUUGCAAGACGAUCUUCAUCCUCGUCUCCACGUUUUUCCUCGACCGGGUCGGACGGCGCCCGCUGCUCCUCGCCAGUGUGGCGGGGAUGAUACUCUCCCUCACGAUCCUCGGAUGCGGUCUCACGAUCAUCGACCACUCAAGCGAGAAGCUGAUGUGGGCCAUCGGAUUGUGCAUCGCCAUGACGCUGACCUUUGUGGCAUCAUUCUCGAUGGGGCUGGGCCCCAUCGCGUGGGUUUACAGCUCAGAGAUAUUUCCACUGAGGUUGCGUGCGCAGGGCGCGAGCAUAGGGGUCGGGGUGAACCGGGCCACGAGCGGGCUCAUAACGAUGACCUUCCUAUCACUCUCGAAGGGGAUCACAAUCGGAGGCGCCUUCUUCCUGUACGCAGCGGUGGCUGCCGUCGCUUGGGCGUUCUUCUUCACGGUGCUGCCGGAGACACAGGGGCGGACCCUCGAGGAUAUGCAAGGGCUUUUCGGUAGCUUGACGGGGUGGAGGUCCGUGGCGAGAAAGCUGAAGAUGGAAGUUGUUGAGGAUGGUAAGAGCGACGGUGGUAAAGGUUACGUUCAAUUAGCGACCAACGGGCAUACUGACCUUAAGCAGAUAUAAAAACCAAAGUAGCCCUGUAGUCGUACAUCGAUCUCAUGCUACUAUCUUUUUUUCCCCUUUUUUUUGGG
Molecule: messenger RNA, 1799 nt
Organism: Syzygium oleosum
Lineage: Eukaryota; Viridiplantae; Streptophyta; Magnoliopsida; Myrtales; Myrtaceae
Product: putative polyol transporter 1
Exons: 3
Coding region: 100-1731 (543 amino acids)
Biological process (GO): transmembrane transport
Cellular component (GO): membrane
Molecular function (GO): carbohydrate transmembrane transporter activity
Source: RefSeq, a predicted model, not a curated record